Ficedula albicollis (Collared flycatcher) is the source of this 834-nucleotide messenger RNA. RefSeq lists its product as uncharacterized. Bases 1 to 834 code for a protein of 277 amino acids. The record is from RefSeq and is a predicted model, not a curated record. NCBI's taxonomy places the organism in Eukaryota, Metazoa, Chordata, Aves, Passeriformes, Muscicapidae. The transcript is spliced from 3 exons.
AUGGCAACGGUCAGGGGGCGGGGAGGGGGUGUGGCCAAACGUGGCGAGCUCUGGCCGGGGGCGCGGUCACAGCGGGAGUCACGGGGGCGUGGCAUAGGGGCGGGUGAUGUUGGAGGGGGCGUGGUCAGUGUAGUAAUGGGCGGGGUCACGCGUGGCCACGCCCGUCGCCCCGGCCCGAGGGUCCUGAGCCCACUGUGCCCCCUCCAGGUGGGCGAUGUCGGCCUGGGCGGCCUCAUCCUGCUGCUGCUGACGGCCCGACCGGGACCGGGCGAUGGGGCUGCCCGCGGAGAGCCCCCCGAGCCCGGAGGGUCGCGGGGGCCCCUGGCACGUUCCCUGCAGCGGGCAGAGGCCAUGCUGCGCAGCGUCACCCCGGGGCUGCGGCGCCUGCUGUCCCCGCGGUCAUCCCGGCGCGGCGACAGCGACGAGGACGACGAGGAGGACGAGGACGAAGCAGCGUCCAUGGUGGUCCCGCUGGAGCAAAGCUUCUCAGGGCUGCGCCGCUGCCUCUGCGUCUGGGAGGACCCUCGCACCGAGACCUUCCUGGGCUACGUGCGGCCCCAUCCCGGCGGCGCCGGUGACUUUUCCGAGGACGCGGUGCGGCGGCGCGUGGCGGAGCGGGGCGCGGCCCUGCACGCGCUGCUGCAGCACCGCCACCAGCUAACGGGAACAUCAGGGAUGGACGUGUCUGCUGGGAGGACGCGGUGGUGCCGUGGCCGCCAGGGCACGACGCGGUGGAGAAGGGCAUGGGGACGGGCACAGAGCAUUGCGGAGCGGAGGUGCCGCCAGCGCUGGCGGCUGAGCUGCAGGCGCUGUGCCAGGAGGACGAGGAGCUGA